ACGUGACUUGAGGGAGAGGGGCUACACACACUACUAGGGAAGACUGUUUAACAGAAGGAAAACAACACACACAGUUAAUGAGAUACAGGAUUUAAAAAAAAAAUAAAAAAUUGUGGAAGUAAGAUAAACAGUCGAACGAAUUGAAACUUGAAAGCCAAAGUUGAAAACAUUGCACUAUGCUAUUAAUCAUGUUAAAGUGGAUAGUACUAGUACAUUUCUUCCAAGGCUGUAGUGGUCAAGAGUCAUUUGUGUCUGAGUUUCACAUGGAAGAGGUCACAGGAAAAGCCAUUUUGUCAUUGAUUGACAAUACGUUGACAGUGUCCUUAAAUGUAUCAAAAUCAUUUGAAGAUACAAGAAUAGAAAUUCAUCCAUUAUGGAUGGACUACGACACAGCAGAUAAAUGCAGUGAUCAGCAAUUAGGAACAUCUUGGUUUUGGCCUACUAGGCCUAGUACUAUUCAAUCAAUACGGGCAAACACUCUAGUGACUGUCACAUUCUCAGAUUUAAAUAUAUCUACAGUGGAAGGUCAAUCCAUUGUAUUACGAUCAAGCAACAAAACCAUUUGUGCAACCAUUCAGAAGGAAGGAGAGUACAAGACUGCUUUGGCUCGUUUUACAAGAGGUUCUGUUUCUGGUUAUGUGUACUUCAGACAAGCUGCUGCGUCAUCCGCAGGCUCCACUCGAGUAGUUACUGAUUUGUACUCAAGGGAUAGCAUUUCAUCCCUUAGGUGGAAAAUCACUGGUGCUGUUUCAAACUGUGCCUCCAUCACUUCCAGGCAAGCAGCACUGGACCUAUUGAUUUACAACCCAAAUAAUGCCAGUGAUGGUGUAUUAUGCACACCCCAGUCAAACUCAAAGCAAUGUGCUGUUGGUAACCUGAGUGGAAGACUUGGUGAUGUGUCUGUGGGUCAGUCUAAAGGGUAUAGUGACAACGAUCUACCUUUAACAGGGGAGACAAACAUAGGUAAUAAGCUUCUGGUUGUUUACGAAACUGAUGGCUCAGCCUAUGCAUGUGCUAUUAUCAAAAUUUUUAAGGUGAGAAAUGCUUUGGUGAAAUUCAGUCAUGAUGGAGUUACAGGAACAGCUAGUUUCUCACAGAAUUCCCCAUUUGAUCCAACAGUUGUUCAGAUAAACUUCCAAGGGUUAAACAAUAAUUCUAAAGGUUUUCAUAUCCAUUCAUGGCCAACACCAACCAAGAUUACACCUGACCAAGACCUAUGUGGCGCUGCAGUCACCAGCGGACAUUUCAACCCAUACAAUAAAAAUGUGAACUCCCCAAUUUAUCCACAACCAGAUGCAAGUACAGAUGACAUGUACGAAGUGGGAGAUCUAAGUUCUAAAUAUGGUACCUUGGCUAACUUACAAUCAUUGAAUGGUACUUACACAGAUUGGAAUUUACCCCUUUUUGGUGCCAAUAGUAUCAUUGGGAGGUCACUGGUUAUUCACCACAAUGAUCCAGCAGGUAGCAGAUGGGUUUGUGCCAAUGUCAGACCUCUGUAUCCUGUUGUGACAGCUAAAGCCAUUUUCAAGUAUCCAGUAAUUGGCCAGAUUUUGUUUAUGCAAGAAAUGGAAGAGCCAGAUACAGAAACAUCUACUUUUAUUAAAUUGGAUUACAAUGACGGCAGAGCUGGUACACAAGGACAUUUGUGGAAAAUAUAUUCACAUCCAGUAGCAAGUAGUUUAUCUAUAAGUCCUCAAAGUUGCAAUUCUACAGGCACAAAUUAUGAUCCAUUUGAAAGCUUAUUACAGCGACCAAAAACAUUAAACAUUCCAAGUGUUGGAAAUGCUGAUGUUACUAGCAAAUUUUUUUUCACUGAUUUGAUUUUACCACUGUCUGGAAGUCAAUCUAUAAUUGGAAGAUCACUAGUCAUAAUGAAUCUGGAUAAUACAACAUUCUUAUCAUGUACCAACAUUGAGUUAAUGAAAGACCUUGCACUUUAUGCCCAACUAUCAUCUAAGGAUAUCAAAGGCAUUGUUUACUUUACCCAAACUUCUGGCUUUGGAGCCCAAGAAACAACCAUUAACUAUAAUAUUGCUGGGUUGCAAACUGGAUACAGUGUAAAAAUUUUUGAGCUGCCUCCAAGUGAUUCCCAUUCAUGUGAUAAUCUUGGGCCAGUCUUCAAUCCAUUCAAUAUUACUAGUAGCAUUUCUAUGUCAGAUGAUAAUUACCAGGUUGGAAAUAUUGCAAGAUUUUUUUCUUCAAAACAAAGUCCAGCAGGGAACCUAAACCUUCCUCUGGCAGGAGUAACCAGCAUUUUAGGAAGAUCCCUAGCUGUGGUAAACUCUGAUGGUGCAGUUGUUGCAUGUACAAGGAUAGAAAACUAUCUGAAUAGCAGCUUGGAUCAACAAAUUACUGCUGUGUCCAGAUUUACAGGAGAUGUUAAUGGAACUAUUCUUAUGUAUCAAACACUUUAUGCUGAUGGAACAAUGAGUGACACAACUAUUUUAGUUGACCUGAAAAAUUUGUCAGGAACAUUGAGUUAUCAACAUAACUGGCAUACUCAUUCAAGUCCAGUCAAUGGAGAUAAUACAGUGUCCAGUGGGAGAUGUAGCAGCACAGGGCCUCAUUUUGAUCCAUACAAAACUAUGAUGAAUGAAACUAAUUAUGCCAAUAAAUGUAGCAAACAAAAUCUAUUACAAUGUGAAGUAGGUGAUCAAGCCAAGAAAGUUGGAGCAUAUGAUUUAGGUGGCGGCAGAAGGUUAUACACAGAUAUUGACCUUCCUCUGAGCGGUCCUUUUACUGUUCAAGGAAGAGCAAUGGUGGUUCAUGACCAAGAACAUGGGGCUCCCAGAUUAGGUUGUGCCGACAUCAUUCCUAACAGUGAUCUUUUCAUUACUAUAUUUAUAAAGACUCCACCAUCUUUAGACAAGAGAGAAUUGGCUAAAACUAUUGCCAAAGCCGUUGGUGCAAAUAAUGAAGAUGUUGUAGUUGAAAAUGUGGCCAGUGUGAAUGAAAAGACUGAACUAAAAGUAUACUUUACAGGUCAACAAGGGCUAAUUUUGGCAUCCGAAUUUGCAAAAUUUAUAGCAGAUAAAGAUAAUUAUAAAAAGUUAUCUCCAUAUCAGCCAAUCCCUAUUAAUUCAUCCUAUCACAAAGUCCCAUCCAUUAUUGUCAUUGGAAUAUUGUUUGUCUCAAAAACAUUAAUGCUGUCAUAAACAAUGUGUAUAUACACUUUCAGACUUGCACAAUAUCUGAUAAUAAAAUUAGCAUUGUUGUAGAAAAAUGA
Biomphalaria glabrata is the source of this 3226-nucleotide messenger RNA. RefSeq lists its product as uncharacterized. The transcript is spliced from 17 exons. Bases 177 to 3155 code for a protein of 992 amino acids. Gene Ontology annotation, biological process: superoxide metabolic process. The record is from RefSeq and is a predicted model, not a curated record. NCBI's taxonomy places the organism in Eukaryota, Metazoa, Mollusca, Gastropoda, Planorbidae. Gene Ontology annotation, molecular function: metal ion binding.